CGACGCUGACUGAGUUAGUUUGCAGAAGCGUUCGGGUGUCCGGUACGCAACCAUCGAAAAGAUGGCCAAAACAGCAUCAGCGAUGUCGACGGUAGUGGCGGUAGUGGCGAUGGCGGUUACGUGUUUUUUCGUGUUAGCGGCCGGUCAAGAUUCGGACGAGGCAGCGAUGAUGUUUUCCGAAGACGACACGUCUUUGGCGGCGGACGAGCUGACGGCCCGGCCGCCGUCGUCCCAGGACAUGCCGGCAUACACGUCGUCAGCUGGCCGCACUUUAACCGGCAAGCCGGCGGCCACCAACAUACAAAAAGUGUCCAGGACGGCCAAGGCGGUGGACGCGAUGUCGGCCAUGGUGAUGAUGAUGGCCGCGGCCACAGGUUCGGGCACUGGAACGGCGGCAGCGGUGGCGGUGGACAACGACACUGCGAUUGACAGCGGACCCUACACUUCCGACCUGGAGUGGCUGUCGAACGUGUACAACCCUCACCGGUGGAACCCCGUCGAACUUCCGGCUGCUUCCAUGCUGACCGUCCAGUGCCGGGACGUCAUGAAGACUUACCUGGAAGCACUGCGCCGGGGAUCGUUUUGGGCGGCUAAAAUGGCCGACGCUAGUGGACGUUACUCGUCACAGCUGUUUUUCGGUAAUGAUUUUUGGUUGGGAUCUCAUACUCUCUGCAAAGAAUUACAGAACAAAGCAACUAAUCAAUACGUGCCACCUUUCGAGGCUAAAUUCUAUGUUGCGAAAUUGGCGAUCAAAUUACAUGAUCAGUUGACCCCCAGAACUAGAUUGAUUUCACUCGGUCUGUGUAUGCCGAAAGAUUGCAGUUCUACAGAAGUGCAAAAUAUGGUUAGUGUUCCCAAGGAAGAUAGUGAAUCUAAUUAUCGGAGUUAUAGCGUACUCAAUGUCAGACCUGUGCCUGGUACAUACACUCUGUGGUCGGAUAGUAAAUUUCAAAUAUUAUUGAUUAUUGUUGGGCUGGUAACUAUAUUGACAAUUGUGGGAUCAGGAUAUGAAAUGAUAUUAGAGGGUCGAAAAGCUAGAGAAUUCAAAAAAAGACAAAUAGUUCAAGGUAACAAUAAUGAAAGCGAUUCAAAAGUAGAAUUUACAUUGGAUAAAAUGCAAGCAAUUGAAAAGAUGCAAAAUAUGAAGGGUUGUGGAAAUGAUAACGGAAACUUAGACGAACCAGACUUGUUAUUUAAAGUCAGUCGCAACGAACAAAUUCUAUUAGCUUUUUCGGCUGUAAGCAAUGGUCGAAAAAUUUUACAUUGUGGACCAGCUCCAUCUGAAUCGCUAACUUGUGUGCACGGACUUCGAUUUUUAAGUUUGGCUUGGGUUAUUAUGGUACACACGUACUUGCAAGUAUUUUCAAUCGCAGAAAACAAGAUGUUACGGACAUUAACCGAAAGGAACUUUAUGUUCCAAACAGUGAGCAACGCAACGUUUUCCGUGGAUACUUUCUUUUUUAUCAGUGGUCUAUUGGUUACGUAUUUGUAUUAUAAAACAACCAACAAAAAAGACGGACCAGAAAUAGCCGUAUCUCGAACACCGAAAUGUAGUUCUUCCAUUCUGAGAAACGAUACAAUUAAAUUUUUCAAAUUGCUGGGAUAUAGAUUUAUCAGAUUAACGCCAGCGUACAUGGUCGUCCUUUUAAUGGCGGAGGUGUCUAGCCGAUGGCUUCGAAAUACUUCCGUAUUUGAACCAGAGAACAACAACCAUAUUAGUUGCGCUGAUUAUUGGUGGAGAAAUAUGCUAUACAUAAACAGCUUGUAUCCCAGAAAUGAAAUGUGCAUGUUGUGGAGUUGGUAUAUGUCCAACGAUACGCAAUUCUAUGUUUUAGCAGUCAUACUACUUCUCGUUUCUGCCAGGCAUUUCAAAGGAGCCGUUAUUGGAUUGGUGGCGUUCUUAAUCGGAUCAUGGGUCGUCACAAUAUUCGUUGCAGUGCAUUACAAUUUUAGAGCAAGGAUAGAGGAACCAUUUGGAUUAUUUGAUCAACUUUAUGAUAAACCAUGGUCAAGACUUGGGCCUUAUUUAUUUGGCAUGUUCGCUGGAUGGUUUUUGUUUGUUACCAAAUGCAAAGUGAAAAUGUCCUUCCUAACUGUCGUGCUGGGCUGGUCUCUGUCACUGUUCAGCCUGGCGUACCUGGUGUACGGGCUUCACGUGGUGCACUUAGACCUAGCCGGUUCCGCCCUGUAUGCAUCCGUCGGCCAUUCAGCCUGGGGCGCCGCGCUCGCCUGGAUCGUGAUCGCCUGCUGUACCGGUCACGGGGGAUGUGUCAACUCGGCGCUGUCGUGUCGCCUGCUCCAACCCCUCAGCCGUCUCACGUACUGCGCCUACUUGGUGCACCCCAUCAUCAUGGCCAUGACCAACUUCCAAAUGGACGGCCCUCUGCACCUCCACAAUCUGAUCACGAUGAUAUUGUACUUCGGUAACGCAGUAGCGUCUUUCUUGUUGUCCUUCUUCAUUUCUCUUACAUUUGAAGCACCUGUGGUAAACCUGCUCAAAAUUAUGUUAUCACCACCGCAGAUGAAGAAAACCUCGAUGGAAAAAAACAGUUCCGAACUACAAGACUCGUAACACUCAAAACUGUUAUAUUAUAUUAUAUAUUUAAUAAUAGCAAUAGAAAUAAUACAUCGAUAAAGAUGUUUAAGUAUAGUUUAUAUUAAAUUAUUUUCUAAUAUUAAUAAUGGUAUUUUAAUGUAAAUUAUAAAAUAUGUUUUCCAAUAAAA
Molecule: messenger RNA, 2724 nt
Organism: Metopolophium dirhodum (rose-grain aphid)
Lineage: Eukaryota; Metazoa; Arthropoda; Insecta; Hemiptera; Aphididae
Product: nose resistant to fluoxetine protein 6-like
Exons: 13
Coding region: 62-2572 (836 amino acids)
Molecular function (GO): acyltransferase activity, transferring groups other than amino-acyl groups
Source: RefSeq, a predicted model, not a curated record